AUGGCUAAGGCAGCUAAGAAGAAGUAUUCUGGUGCGCCAACUACCAACAAACAAGUGGCAGCUGAAAAGCAUUUAAGUUCAGUAUUCAAAUUUAAUACUGAUCUAGGUCAGCAUAUAUUGAAGAAUCCUUUGGUGGCACAAGGUAUUGUCGAUAAGGCUCAAAUUAAGCCAUCUGAUAUAGUCUUAGAAGUUGGUCCAGGUACUGGUAAUUUAACGGUAAGAAUUCUUGAGCAGGCCAGAAAAGUUGUAGCAGUGGAAAUGGAUCCCAGAAUGGCUGCAGAAUUGACUAAGCGUGUUCAUGGGACUCCUAGUGAGAAGAAAUUGGAGAUUCUAUUAGGUGAUUUCAUGAAGACAGAUUUGCCCUAUUUUGAUAUUUGUAUCAGUAAUACUCCAUAUCAAAUUUCGUCACCUUUAGUUUUCAAAUUGAUUAAUCAACCAAGACCCCCCAGAGUAUCCAUUUUAAUGUUUCAAAGAGAAUUUGCUAUGAGAUUGUUGGCUAGACCUGGUGAUUCAUUAUAUUGUAGACUGUCAGCCAAUGUACAAAUGUGGGCUAAUGUGACUCAUAUUAUGAAAGUGGGAAGAAAUAAUUUCAGACCACCACCACAAGUUGAAUCCAGUGUUGUCAGGAUUGAAAUUAAGACACCAAGGCCACAAGUUGAUUUUAAUGAAUGGGAUGGGUUAUUAAGAAUUGUAUUUGUUAGGAAAAAUAGAAUGAUAUCGGCAGGUUUUAAAUCAUCGACUGUGUUGGAGAUUCUAGAGAAGAACUAUAAGACUUAUUUGGCUAUGAAUAAUGAAAUGGUGGAUGACACUCAAGGUUCUAUGCUUGAAGUGGUCAAGGAGAAAAUUGCAACUGUAUUGAAGGAAACAGGGUUAGCUGAUAAGAGAGCUGGGAAGUGUGAUCAAACAGAUUUUUUGAAAUUAUUAUACGCCUUCCAUCAAGUUGGAAUUCAUUUCUCCUAA
Messenger RNA from Naumovozyma castellii, 960 nucleotides. It is a transcript of the gene DIM1, whose product is annotated as putative dimethyladenosine transferase. The transcript has a single exon. The record is from RefSeq and is a predicted model, not a curated record. Lineage: Eukaryota; Fungi; Ascomycota; Saccharomycetes; Saccharomycetales; Saccharomycetaceae. Bases 1 to 960 code for a protein of 319 amino acids.